UACAUGUUUCAUAAUUUACCGUAAUCGAAUCACUCAGUAUGGAUGCAACCAAGGUCAUCAAACUGGGAAUGUAAUUAUUUUUUUUCUAAUUUAUUGCAUCUCAUUUAAAAUCUCGUCUGUCGAUUUGUUUUUCACAUGAUAAAUCAUUCUAAUAUCGCCAAAAACAACGGAAGCAAAACACAUGAUACACUUAACGAGGAUGGCUUAUUAUUCUGGAAAUGGAAAGUGCGAGACACACAUAAAGUGUUAAAAGGCAAAAACGAAAAAUUCAUAUCGAGUUCGGAAAAAAUGUGAACGGCAUCGGAUUUACAGGUAUUUCCCUAAUGAUCCCCGUGGAAGUAAGAGUUUGGGGUUGUCGUGCAGAAACCUGUGCAUCUGUCACAUUACGUACGAGGGAUGCUCCAUGCUUCAUUACGCCUCGCUACCUGACUUGGGGUCAAUGAAUAAAUAACUGGCCUCCACAAAAACUAACGGCCUCUCUCGUCAGCGAUGAUUUAAGGAGCCGGCUCUACGAUUUUUCUCAACUUGUACAUUUCCUCGCACAUUUGAACACUAUAUACAACACGGUUCAAACAACAGAAAAUAUAUACCUAGUCAACGUGCUAGGAGAGAAAACCCGAACUCCGCCCGACAUGAGUAAUGGUGUUAAGGUGUGGAUAUAAUAUGCACAUUUUAUCAUUUUUUCCAGUGUCUGUGUGACUGUACGUAAAUGGUCUACUACAGGGCCGGGAUCGAAGACAUGUGUUUUUACCGUCAGGACUCUGAAUUUAACUUUGGUUCUCGCUGAAUGUGUGUGGAGAGUGCAGUUCCCGAGUACCAAGUUUCCUCUGUUCCCGGCAUCACCAUAAUUUAUCGUCAGAGUGGUUAUAACUAACGACAGCGACAGAAUUACGAUCUCGAUUUAUUCAAGCCAAAUGAGUUCUUAUUUUGUUAAUUCUUUAUCAGCAUGUUAUGGUCAAACUAUGGGAAUCGAUUCUUGUUCAGAUGGAAGUUUUCAUAGAAAUGGAAAUUACCAACACACGGGUGCUUUCUAUCCAGGAUUUCCAAGUGCACGGUACCCAUACCCAUCGAAAGAGGAGCGGCUGGACGAUAAUGAUUAUUAUGGGGGUCCCAGACUAAGCCACUUACCUCCAGCAAGUCCAUGCGGUUCCCCCCAUAGUCUUAAUACAGGGACCCCUAGUUUACAAACAGUGCACCCGAUGCACGAACGACCCUCGUGUAACAUUCGAACUGGUUCCAACAACAAUUCAUACUAUCAUAAUGGACACAUCGGGGAAAGGAAUCGAUCGUCCCCCUCAUUACAAGCCCCAUCCACCUCACCCUCCUCCCAGCCACCCCCGGGGCAGGGCUCGGGGCCGACGUCACCCACUUCUCCCCGGUCUCAAUCAGAUCAGCAAUACAACAGCCCUCAGAUCUACCCGUGGAUGAGGAGAAUGCAGUACACUCAGGAGGGAAAUGAUGGGGAAUCUAAGCGUUCGCGGACGUCAUACACCCGCCACCAGACCCUGGAGUUAGAGAAAGAAUUUCACUACAACAAGUACCUCACUAGGAGAAGACGGAUCGAGAUUGCACAUGCGUUAAACCUCACGGAAAGACAAAUAAAAAUAUGGUUCCAAAAUAGACGCAUGAAGUGGAAAAAGGAACACAAACUCUCACAUAUAGCGAAAAAUAUGAAUUUUUGUAAUGCUUUGGAAAAGGCUGCUGCUGAACACGCCCAUGAGAACAAAAUGGCACUGUGAAAUGUCGGACUUCAAAUAUUAAAGCUGACAAUCUCGACAAUUGGAUGCAUUCAAACACAGUUUGGAUUCCUCCAACGGAAUAGAGCCAAAGAAAUCUGCUAUCAUCGUAACCCAAGAUGGAUUUUGGUUGUGAUGACACUUUUAGAAGAAGACAAAAACUGAUAGAAAACAAAACGAGAACUCGAAUACUCUACAAAGACUCGGUUUAUGAACCAGGGUAAACAAAACCACGUGCUUGUGUUUUUUUUAAUUACGCCAUAUAUAUUUGUAUCUGUUUUCUUUUCACUUAAAUGUUUGUACGAAACUUUUGAAGUUCGUAAGAGGAGCAGUCAUUUCUCUGAGUGUAGUUUUGUGAUAUUUCGUGAAUACUUGGUACAUUUACUGAACAAUGCCUGCAUAAUGAACAUUAUGAUACCGGCAAUACAUUGCUUUCUCUAUAAUUAUUGCAAAGGAUCUAAAGUCAUUAGAAAAAAAUAUCCAUCUUUCAGGAUUCGACACAUACUGCAUGCUGAAGGAUCGUCUGAAUUCCACUGUGAAUAGGACUCAAGUCAUGAUCAUAAAGUGUAUUUUGUGUCGACAACUUUAUUUUAGAUCAUUUCAUGAACGAUCUGAUCGAUAGAUACCUCAAUAUUCAAGCUAAACAUAUCAAUAUAGUUCUUUCUUUUCUGUUUUUUUUUUUUUUUACUUCCUUCUCGAGUCACUUCAUUUAUGAUUUAGACUGCCAAAGUAGAAUUUAUUAUGUUAUUUGAAAUAAAACGCAGUAAAAUAAAAAAUGAAGACAUACACAG
This is a messenger RNA of Ostrea edulis (European flat oyster), 2527 nucleotides long. Its product is annotated as homeobox protein Hox-D5-like. The transcript has 3 exons. Gene Ontology annotation, molecular function: DNA-binding transcription factor activity, RNA polymerase II-specific; RNA polymerase II cis-regulatory region sequence-specific DNA binding. Bases 915 to 1739 code for a protein of 274 amino acids. The record is from RefSeq and is a predicted model, not a curated record. Gene Ontology annotation, cellular component: nucleus. Gene Ontology annotation, biological process: anterior/posterior pattern specification; regulation of transcription by RNA polymerase II. Lineage: Eukaryota; Metazoa; Mollusca; Bivalvia; Ostreida; Ostreidae.